AUGACGAUGAUUGGAAAAAUUGAUGUUUUUGAUGAAACCCAAGAAAGCUGGGAGACGUAUGUCGAACGAGUACAACAUUUUUUCGCUGCAAACGAUAUCGACGACAAUCAUCAAGUGCCAACUCUGCUGAGUUUGAUUGGAAGCAAAACGUAUUCAUUAUUAAAGGAUUUACUUUUGCCAGAAAAGCCUGCAGACAAGAACUUUGAUGAAAUAGUAAGUACAUUACAGAAGCAUUUAAAUCCUAAACCACUAGAAAUAGCCGAACGGUUUCGUUUUUAUAAGAGAAAUCAGCAAGAAGGGGAAAGCAUUUUAAGUUAUAUAGCUGAGUUAAAGAAAUUAACCACACAUUGCAAUUUUGGAAAUAACUUGGAAGAAACCUUGCGUGACAGAUUGGUGUGUGGAUUAAGUAAUCAGCAAAUUCAGAAACGUCUCCUUGCAGAGUCAAAAUUAAAAUUCUCCAAAGCUGUUGACAUAGAAGUUGCUAUGGAAACAGCCACUCGAGAUGCUACAGAGAUCCACAGCAAGGGUAGAGAAGAAAAACCUCUUGGUCUUGACAAACUGACACUGAACAGACCCUCGAAUAGAUCAGAUAGUGGCCCACCUUCCCCUGUAGUGUGUUAUCGAUGUGGAGCUAAUACCCAUGUUGCAACUGAGUGUAGAUGUAAGAAAGAAGUCUGUCACAAGUGUGGAAAGAGAGGUCAUAUUCAAAGAGCUUGCCGGGCACAACAAAGCCAGGGGCCAGGUAGACCCUCGCCCAGAUCAAGAUACCAGAAAUCGACCAAUGCCAUAGAAACCGAACCAGAUGAGUAUGAACACUUGUUGAAUAACCUGGAAGUUCAUAAUAUAAACAAAUCAAACAGUGAUGUCAUAUGGGUUGACGUGAAAGUUGAAAAUCAACCACUAUCCAUGGAACUAGACACAGGAUCGGCCGUGUCCAUUUUGCCAUAUGACAUGUUCUUGGAAAGAUUUCGCGACAAGAAGUUAGAGAAAACAACCACCGUACUAAAGACAUAG
Molecule: messenger RNA, 1014 nt
Organism: Paramuricea clavata
Lineage: Eukaryota; Metazoa; Cnidaria; Anthozoa; Malacalcyonacea; Plexauridae
Source: the annotation of a GenBank genome assembly